CCCACCGGAAGUGAAACUCUCUUACUGUAGUGACGUUCAAACCGUUCGUCGUGUUUAUCUUCCUCGAUAUGAAAACUAGGAGUAUUUACAUUAAUUACAUUUAGUUAACUAACUAUAACCAUAUGUUAACCAGUCAAUAACAAUUUGUUUCUAUAUUAAAGAAACGUUUUAAAGGAUUGUUGGGAGGUUUAGAAAGUGUUUGGCCGGGCAGCAGGCCUGAGCUGAGACACACAGACAUUAUAUCACACAUCUAUUAAUUUAUUUCUCAGGUGUUUUAUUUUUGUGCUCAAACAUGGCUGUCGUCAACGAAGGAGGUCUUAAAAAGAUGUUGAAGCAAUACAAAUACAGAGAUCUUACUGUCCGUGAGAUCACAAAUGUCAUCUCUCAGUACAAAGACCUCAAACCUGUGAUGGAUGCUUAUGUAUUUAAUGACGGCUCUUCCAGGGACCUCAUGAGUCUUACAGGAACUGUACCAGUUAGUUAUAGAGGGAAUGUGUACAAUAUUCCUGUGUGCCUAUGGCUGCUGGACACGUAUCCCUACAAUCCCCCUAUUUGUUUUGUGAAGCCCACCAGUGCGAUGAUGAUCAAGACUGGCAAACACAUUGACGCCAAUGGCAAGAUCUACCUUCCCUAUUUGCAUGAGUGGAAACACCCUCAGUCAGAUCUGUACGGGCUCAUCCAGGUGAUGAUUGUUGUGUUCGGCGAGGAGCCACCUGUGUUCUCCAGACCCACCACACAACCUCCUUAUCAAGCCUUCCAGGCAGCUGGACCUCCCAACCAGUCCUAUAUGCCAGGAAUGCCAGCAGUAUCUUCCUACGGUCCCGGCCCCAACCCAUGUGGUUAUCCGGGAUAUUCUUAUCCAGGAGGGAACGCUUAUCCUGCCGCAGGCGGUCCGGCACAUUACACUUCCCAGACUCCUACUAAUACUGUGGGCCCGAGUCGUGAUGGUACCAUUGGUGAGGACACCAUCAGAGCUUCACUUAUCUCAGCUGUGAGUGAUAAACUACGCUGGAGAAUGAAAGAGGAGAUGGACAGAGCGCAGGCCGAGCUGGACGCUCUCAAGAGGACUGAGGAAGACCUGAAGAAAGGACACCAGAAGCUGGAGGACAUGGUGUCCCGUCUGGACCAGGAAGUGGCUGAGGUAGACCGAAACAUCGAGCUCCUCAAGAAAAAGGAUGAAGAGCUUAGUGAAGCCCUGGAGAAAAUGGAGAACCAGUCGGAAAACAAUGACAUCGAUGAUGUCAUCAUACCGACGGCUCCGCUCUACAAACAGAUCCUGAAUCUCUACGCGGAGGAGAACGCCAUAGAAGACACCAUAUUUUACCUUGGAGAAGCCUUGCGGAGAGGAGUCAUCGACCUGGAGGUCUUUCUCAAGCACGUGCGCCUGCUGUCUCGAAAACAGUUCCAGCUGCGAGCGCUCAUGCAGAAAGCACGCAAGACCGCUGGACUCAGUGACCUUUACUGACCUUGCUGCCACCAAUACACCAACACUCCAGCUCUGACCACAUGAUCCAGACUCUUGCUUUCUGUGUUAUUUCAGUUGGAGUAUGUUAGUUUUCACUGCUGUUAGAUGCUGAUUUUCUUUUUAUGAUUGUAAAAUCAGCAUUAUAAGAAAUGUAAAUCGAGUAUGGUGCAAAAGCUUAAUGUUACAGAGUAGACCUGAGCAUUAAAAGCAAAGAUGACAUACGGGUGAGUUUCGCAAAGCGCUUUUUGACUCCUAUUUCACCCCUGUUUUGUAACGUAUAAGAGCGCUUACCCAAUUUCCUGAAAGAUCUCGUGAGAUUCAACUAUUAAACACAUUAUGUUUCUACUAUUUGAGAUUCUUAAGUUAAACUGGCAUGCAUUUGAGCUUCGACUUUAGAUACUACUGCUAUUAACAGUAUAGAGUAAUAAGUCUCAUGACAUUUCAAAAUGUGACAUCAUCAACACAGAAUAUAUAAGAAUAUUUCUCAGCUGUUUCAUUCACUUUCAAAGUGUUAAUUUAUGAAAACCUUCAUAAAUGACAAUAACUACUACUUGUGAAUUUUUCAGUUUCGUUAGAUUUACUUUGCUGAAUUUAAUAUUUAUCUAUGCUCCUUACAAUUGGGAACUAUUUUCUGUUCCAGAUUUAUUAUGUUAGACCUCUUUUAGCUGUAUGCAAAAAUUUAUUUGUGACUAAUUACUGCAAAAAUGACAUUUUUGUCUUGUUUUUUAGUACAAAUAUCUAAAAAUUCUUAAAUCAAGAUGUGUUUUAUUGAUGAGUAAAAUUAUCUAAGAAAUAAGUUUAUUUUUUAAACAAAAAAUACACAAUUUAAGUGAAUUUGUUCUUUAAAAAAUCUGUCAAUGGUGAAAUAUUUUUUUUCUUGAAUGAAGAAAAAAGUUUAAGAAUUUUUUCUUAACCCAUUGGCAGAUUUUUUUGCUUGUUUUAAUCACAAAUUCACUUAAAUUGUAUCUUCUUUUUUUUGUAUAAAAACUAUAUUUAGAAAUAUGUACUGAAAAAAAGACAAAAAUAUUAACAAAAAAAUGCAUUUUUUGCAGUGUAUUUUGAAAAUGUAAAGGCUACAAACUGUCGUACUGUACCGUUACACUCCACCUUUAUGUAAAAUAAAAAAUAAUUGUAUGUUUGAGAAGUCCUUGAAACAAUCUUGUUUGUUGCAUUUCAAAUAUUUUUGUGCACAUUAUGGAUGUGAACCAAGAUUUUCAGACCUAAAUUGCUCUUUUAUAAGGGUAGACAUUGCGCCCUUAUCUGAUAAUAUUUGUUCUUAUUUGUUUCAAUAAAAGUAUAUGAUCUUUAA
Messenger RNA from Paramisgurnus dabryanus, 2774 nucleotides. RefSeq names its product tumor susceptibility 101a (gene tsg101a). Gene Ontology annotation, cellular component: ESCRT I complex. The record is from RefSeq and is a predicted model, not a curated record. NCBI's taxonomy places the organism in Eukaryota, Metazoa, Chordata, Actinopteri, Cypriniformes, Cobitidae. Gene Ontology annotation, biological process: endosome to lysosome transport; protein modification process; protein transport. Gene Ontology annotation, molecular function: ubiquitin binding.